AUGACUGUUGAAACUGCCUUGGAGAUGCUUCAGAACAUGGGAAGGGAUGAUUCUGAUGCUGGGGCUCUAUCGGAGUCGGAGGAAAGUGACAGUGACCGUUCCUGGGUGAAGGAUAGGUCCAACACUUCAUCCUCAUCAGAGAGGGAGUCCGCAGGCCAACAGCGGAAAAAGAGGAGACGACUGUCCUCUAAGAAUUCGGAUCGAAAUAUUGCGUUUAGGCUCGAUGGUCCCUUUGAUGGCGUUGAGCCGGCCACGGCUGAUGUUUGCGCCGGAGGCGGCUGUGGAAACGGGCAGGACGGGACGGCGUGGACGGUGCUUCCUCUGAGUGACCGUCCAGGGAGAACGCAGAGCCAAAACGUCCUGACAGAAGCUGCUGGCCCCACAGCGCACGCACAACGCAACGUUGAAGAUGCGCUCACAGCCUUUGUGUGUCUCUUGGAUGAUGGCAUGCUGAAGCACAUCAGGGACUGCACCGUGGCUGAGGCCCAUCGGCACCUUGGUGACAGCUCCUGGGACCUGACAGUGGCGGAGCUAAAGGCAUUUAUAGCCCUGCUGUAUGUCCGCGGGGCACAGGGUGCAAAACACAUCAAUGUGGACAGUUUGUGGUCAGAAAAAUGGGGCCUGCCCUUUUUCACAGAAACAAUGGCCAGAAACCGAUUCAGAGAGGUCCUGAAAUUCCUGCGGUUCGAUAAAAAAGAAACGAGACGCAUUCAUCUGCAGGAUGACGAGUUUGCCCUGGUGUCGGCAACAUGGAACAAGUUUGUGGCAAACAGCAUAGCUUGUUACAAGCCUGGUGCUGACAUUACCAUUGAUGAGCAGCUGUUCCCCACCAAGGCCCGGUGCAAAUUUAUUCAGUACAUGGGGAACAAGCCUGAUAAAUUCGGCAUAAAAUUUUGGCUGGCUGCGGAUGUGCAGUCCAAAUAUAUGCUGAAUGGGGCUCCGUAUCUCGGUAAAGAGGAGAGCAAAGGUCAGCUCCUGGGAGAGAGUGUGGUGCUGAAACUGGCGGAGCCGUUUCUGGGGAAGGGAAGAAACAUUACGACUGAUCAUUUCUUCACCUCCCUAAAACUAGCCACUGCCUUACAGGCCAAAAAGACCAGCCUGGUUGGCACCCUGGGCGAAGCAAAACGCGAGUGUCCUCCCUCUGUAAAAGAGCCGGCAGAGCUGUUCAGCACCAAGGUGCUGAAAUGUGCUAAUGCCACACUGACCAUUUACCAGGGAAAGCCGAGACAAAAUGUCUGCAUUUUGAGCUCAUUGCACACAAGUGUGGGAAUAACAGAUGGACCGAAGGCAAAACCCGAGUCUGUGACUUAUUAUAAUAACACCAAACACGCCGUAGAUGUUCUGGAUCAGAUGGCGAAGGCGUACUCCGUGAAAGACGGUACACGAAGAUGGCCAGUGGCUGUAUUUUAUAACAUCCUCGACCUGGCUGGAAUAAAUGCACAUGUCCUAUACAAGGAGUGCACCAGCAGCAGGAUUCCAAGAAGGAGGUUUCUGCUGCAGUUGGCAGAGGAGCUGAGAGCAGAGUUCAUGGAGGGGAAGAGGGCAGCAGCGCACGGGGCCGGUCCGCAGCAACAGCCACCACCGCACCUGGCACAAAAACGCCGGCAGUGCCAGGUGAGGAGGAGCUGCAAUCAGAACAAGACACAAGACACCUGCAACACAUGCCGCAAACCCGUCUGUGGCAAUUGUGUCAAAAGACGAGCCGUCACCUGCGUCGACUGCGUUUGAAAAGCCAAAUGUAGCCAACACAUGUGUUUGUAAUUAGUUGUUUCAUGGUUCGUUCUCGGCUCUUUUUGUUAUCAGCUCGGUUCCAGCUUUGACAAUUUGCCUAUUUUCUUUGUCAUUUGUGUUAAAAAUAUAAUCUUAAUGUAUAUAAAAAAGUUAUAGCGCACCAGCAGUAAAACUGCCACAGCAACUGAACUGAGAGCGGAGUUUAUGGAGAAGAAAGGGCAGCGCUGCACACCACAGCAGACACCAGAACGGAGUUAGAGCCGGGUUAGCACACGUAUACACGUUCAAAUGAGCUACUUUUAGAUGCUAUUUGUUAUGUUUCCAUACCAUAUUUUUUAUGAAAUAAUUACGCUACUAUGUCAUGAUAUGAAAC
Etheostoma spectabile (orangethroat darter) is the source of this 2104-nucleotide messenger RNA. RefSeq lists its product as uncharacterized. The transcript is spliced from 2 exons. Bases 1 to 1728 code for a protein of 575 amino acids. The record is from RefSeq and is a predicted model, not a curated record. Lineage: Eukaryota; Metazoa; Chordata; Actinopteri; Perciformes; Percidae.